Macadamia integrifolia is the source of this 898-nucleotide messenger RNA. Its product is annotated as agamous-like MADS-box protein AGL12. Gene Ontology annotation, biological process: positive regulation of transcription by RNA polymerase II. Gene Ontology annotation, cellular component: nucleus. The coding region runs from base 120 to 722 and encodes 200 amino acids. Gene Ontology annotation, molecular function: RNA polymerase II cis-regulatory region sequence-specific DNA binding; protein dimerization activity; DNA-binding transcription factor activity, RNA polymerase II-specific. The record is from RefSeq and is a predicted model, not a curated record. NCBI's taxonomy places the organism in Eukaryota, Viridiplantae, Streptophyta, Magnoliopsida, Proteales, Proteaceae. The transcript is spliced from 7 exons.
CAACUUGAAGACGGAGAGAUGAGCGGCAUCCUCGAAGCUAGUCUAAACUAGUGGGAGGUUUGCUGUGCAAAGAAGCCAACAACAGAACAGAAAACAAGUAGCAGGAAAUUAACAUCUCAAUGGCACGAGGGAAGGUGCAGUUGAAGAGGAUCGAGAAUCCUGUCCACAGGCAGGUCACCUUCUGCAAGCGCCGAGCUGGGCUUCUCAAGAAAGCUAAGGAGUUGUCCGUUUUGUGCGAUGCUGAGAUUGGGAUUAUUAUCUUCUCCACCCAUGGCAAGCUUUAUGAUCUCGCUACCAAAGGAAGCAUGGGAGGACUGAUAGAGAGGUACAUGAAAUCAACCCAAGAGGCUCAAGUUGGAGAAGCAGAGGCAAAGCUUAACCUGGAGUUACAAGAGGAAAUAAUCAAUUUGAAGCAAGAGAUUCAGCUACUUCAGAAGGGCCUUGGGUAUAUAUAUGGAGGGAGAACUGAAGAUAUGUCUCUAGAUGAGUUUGAUGCUUUAGAGAAACAUCUUGAAAUUUGGAUAUGUCUUAUUCGUUCAGCAAAGAUGCAAAUAAUGUUUCAGGAGAUUCAAUUGUUGAAGAAUAAGGAGGGAUUACUGACUGCAGCAAAUGAGUAUCUUCAAGGGAAGAUAUUAGAGCAAGCUGGGACAGUUGAAAUGCCUCCAACUCUAACAGGAUAUUCAUAUCCACUAACAAUUCAAAAUGAGAUAUUCCAGGCUUAGGUGCUUAGGAAAACCAUUAAUGACAGAAAGGUUGAAAGAUUGUAGUGAAGAAUUAUCGGUUACUUCUCUGGGGGGUUGUAUUAUGUAAGUAAAUAAACUCAUACAUAUCCCAACAUUUAGUACUUUAGGUGAAACUAUGGUAUUUUAUGAUAUAUAGUAUGAUUGUGGCUGUGAUG